CAAUAUCGCACACAACACGGAGACAGGCCUUUAGAUCCACUGAAUCCGCGAUCACCAGCAACCUCCCCCCCCCGCCCCAUUUGUUUUACCCAUUCAAGGGACGUGGGCUUCACAGGAAGCCACAGGUGGUGGGGUAACUGAAGAUGAAGGAGAAACCACAGCAGCAGAAGAUGUUGAUGUCCCAUCCAGGCCUUCACACAGUCGAACCAAACAAGGGGCAGAUGAUUCAGAGGAAACCUCUGAUGGUGUAAGCAAGUCUGUUCAUCGAGUUUUUGCUUCAAUGUUUGGUGAUCAUGUAAGUGAUGACGAUGACGAGGAGCAUGAACAAAAUGAACAGCUCUCUGCUGGAGAUGUUUUUGCCUUGGAGAUGGAGCUGCAACGAGAACACAAGAAAAUGCAAAGGGAGAGGCGACCUCGAAGUAAACUCCCUAAAGCUUUGAGAGGUCUCAUGGGAGAAGCUAAUAUCAGGUUUGCGCGAGGAGACCGUGAAGAGGCUGUGAUGAUGUGUAUGGAAAUCAUCAGACAAGCUCCUCUUGCUUAUGAGCCCUUCUCUACCCUUGCAAUGAUUUAUGAAGAUCAAGGAGACAUGGAGAAAUCGUUGCAAUUUGGAUUAAUUGCAGCUCAUUUAAAUCCCAGUGAUCCAGAGGAGUGGGUGAAAUUGGCUGAAAUGUCUCUUGAGCAAGACAAUAUCAAACAGGCUAUUUUCUGUUAUUCUAAAGCCAUAAAGUAUGAUACAACAAAUGUCCGGUACCUUUGGGAGCGCAGCAGCCUUUAUGAACAGCUUGGUGAACACAAGCUGGCUAUGGAUGGAUACAGGCGCAUCCUUAAUAUUCUGCCACCUACUGAUGGGGAACACUUCAUGCAGCUAGCCAGAGACAUGGCAAAAAGUUAUUAUGAAACUAAUGAUAUUACAUCAGCUAUUGGUGUGAUGGAAGAGGCCCUUAGCAAACAUCAGAGCCUAGUUUCCGCUGAGGAUGUGAACAUGGCAGCGGAACUGUACCUCUCGAGCAAACAGUAUGAUAAAACAUUAGAGAUUAUAACUACCUUUACUGAAGUUGUGGUUGAAAAGAUUUCUUCAAAACCAGAUCAUGCAGAGGAAGAGAUUACUUACAACUGUCAGAUUCCGGAUGGAGUUCCUAUAGAUAUCCAAGUUAAGCUGAUGGUGUGCUUGAUCCACCUUCAUAUUCUUCAGCCCCUUGAGCUUUUAAUGACUCACUUAAUGGAACAGAAUCCUGAAGACAUGGGAGACCUCUAUUUAGAUGUAGCCGAAGCUUUCCUAGAGAUUGGCGAGUAUAACUCUGCAUUGCCCCUUUUGAGUGCCCUUGUGUGUUCAGAACGAUACAACCUUGCAGUUGUCUGGCUCCGUCAUGCAGAGUGCUUGAAAGCACUGGGACACAUGGAGCUGGCAGCAGAGAGCUAUGCCAAAGUGGUGGCAAUGGCACCUUUGCACCUGGAUGCACGUAUUUCUCUCUCAACCUUACAACAACAACUAGGGCGGCCAGAGAAAGCUCUUGAGGCACUGGAAUCAAUGCAUGAUGCUGAAACGUUAACACAUGAUGCGAAUGCAGCUCAGCAGGAAUUGAAGCUGUUACUUCACCGUUCAACCUUACUGUAUUCCCAAAAAAAGUUACCUGAUUAUGUGGAUGCUUUACUUGCCAUGUUAGCAAUGCUUUUAAAGGUGGCAAUGAGCAGGGCUCAAGUUUCUUUAGUUUCAAAAUCCAAAAAUGGGGAAAAACACCUGCAUCUUGCCAAGGACUCAAGAGAUAAAGUUAGUGACAUUGAUGAUCAGGAAGCUGCAUAUUUGGAUGUGAAAGGAAAGACUAGUGUUCUGAAUAAAGAUGACUGGUGGAAUUUAUUGUUAAAAGCCAUUUACACCUUGUGUGACCUCAGACGUUUCAAAGAAGCUGAACUAUUGGUUGAUUCUUCCUUGGAAUAUUAUUCAUUUUAUGAUGACAGGCAGAAACGGAAAGAGUUGGAAUACUUUGGCCUGUCAGCUGCUGUUCUGGACAAUAACUUCAGGAAAGCAUACAAUUAUAUCAGGGUCAUGGUGAUGGAAAAUGUGAAUAGACCUCAGCUAUGGAAUAUUUUUAACCAAGUUACCAUGCAUUCUCAAGACCUGAGGCACCAUCGUUUUUGUCUGCGCUUGAUGCUGAAACACCCAGACAAUCAUGCCCUUUGUGUGCUUAAUGGACAUAAUGCUUUUGUUGCUGGAAGCUUCAAGCAUGCUUUAGGUCAGUAUGUUCAGGCAUUUAGAAUUCGACCCAGUGAACCACUACACAGUCUCUGUGUGGGCCUUACUUUUAUCCAUAUGGCAUCUCAGAAGUUUGUUUUGAAACGGCAUCCACUUUUGGUGCAGGGAUUUUCCUUUCUUACACGAUACUUGGAACUUCGAGGACCUUGCCAAGAAGUGUACUAUAACAUAGGACGUGCAUUACACCAACUGGGGCUUGUGCAUUUUGCCAUUCAUUAUUAUGAAAAAGCACUGGAGCUCCCUCCUCUUAAGCUAGAGGGAAUAGAGGAUGAGCAAGUGGAUCUCAGACGAGAUAUUGCUUAUAAUUUAUCAUUAAUAUAUCAGAAUAGUGGAAACAUUGAUAUGGCUCGUAAACUUAUAUAUACACAUUGUGUUGUAUAAAGAUCAUGAAACUGAUGGAAUACCCAAUAUAACUUGAAAAGUUGUAUAAAGUGAAAAGGUUAGCCUUUGUCAUUUAUGUAUAUUAUUUAAUUAAUUUCAGCUCUUUUUUAAAUACUUGUACCAUUAAAAUGUUUCUGA
Mobula hypostoma (lesser devil ray) is the source of this 2770-nucleotide messenger RNA. It is a transcript of the gene gtf3c3, whose product is annotated as general transcription factor IIIC, polypeptide 3. Gene Ontology annotation, cellular component: transcription factor TFIIIC complex. NCBI's taxonomy places the organism in Eukaryota, Metazoa, Chordata, Chondrichthyes, Myliobatiformes, Myliobatidae. Gene Ontology annotation, biological process: transcription by RNA polymerase III. The record is from RefSeq and is a predicted model, not a curated record. The transcript has 18 exons. Gene Ontology annotation, molecular function: protein binding. The coding region runs from base 281 to 2632 and encodes 783 amino acids.